Molecule: messenger RNA, 1047 nt
Organism: Ramularia collo-cygni
Lineage: Eukaryota; Fungi; Ascomycota; Dothideomycetes; Mycosphaerellales; Mycosphaerellaceae
Exons: 2
Coding region: 1-1047 (348 amino acids)
Molecular function (GO): arylformamidase activity
Source: RefSeq, a predicted model, not a curated record
AUGACCUCUCCAUCUCCAACCUGGGACCCAAACUCCCCAACCUUCCCAACAAUCCACUCCCUCCCCUCAAUCCCAGGAGCACCAAAAUACGCCUCCUGGUUCUGGGGUCCCGAAGAUUUCCUCGGCCGCAUCAACCUCCUAACUCCCUCCCGCGUGAAAUCCGCCGCCGCCUCCUCAAUCCUUACCGGGGAGAUGGCACGUACAGAUUUACCUUUACAUAUCCCCGAACAACCUGCUUUUGGCCGACAGGUUUUUAGGCAUGAAAUUAAAGCUCUGAGACCGGGGAGAGCUUAUGAUGAUGUUUAUGAAAUGAAUACGCAGAGUGGGACGCAGUGGGAUGGAUUUCGUCAUGUGGCGGAUCAGGAGACGGGGUGGUUUUAUAAUUUUACUAGGGGGAGGGAUAUUGAUGGGGAGGAGGGGGAGAGGAAUGAGAGGGGGAGUAUUCAUUAUUGGAGUUUGCAUGGGUUUGCUGGACGGGGUGUUCUGCUUGAUUAUCGCAGCUGGGCGACUGCUCAAGGCAUCAAGUAUGAUUCCGCUACGAAACAUGCAAUUUCCUACGCGGAUCUCGUUGAAGUUGGGAAAUUUCAAGGAAUGGAUAUUCGUCCCGCGGCUCAAGGAGGGGAUAUUCAAAUUGGGGAUAUCCUAUUCGUUCGAUCCGGAUACGUGGAAGAUUACUACAAGAGAACCAAGGAGAAGAAUUAUGAAAUCGGUUUGAGGAAAUUUGCUACCGAGGGCGAGGAUAGUGAGAUUCAAGCUUGGGCGGGUUUGAAGGCUGAGGAAGCUAUUAGGGAUUGGUUGCAUGAUUGUUACUUUGUGGCUUCGGCUGGGGAUUCGCCUACUAUGGAGGUUUUCCCUCCUCCGAGUGAGGGGGCGUUGCAUGGGUAUUUGUUGGCUUGUUGGGGUAUGCCGAUUGGGGAAAUGGUGGAUUUGGAGAAGGUGGCGGAGUUGGCGAGGAAGUAUCAGAGGUGGACGUUCUUCUUUACGAGCGCUUCGGCGAAUGUUGUCAGGGGUGUGAGCAGUCAUGUUAAUGGGACGGCUAUAUUUUAG